AUGCUGGGAAAUAAUGAGCACUUUUAUCCCGGUCAGGAUGACAAAGAUGGGGAGGAUGAGGAGGAGGAGGAGGAGCAAAGAAGAGAGCGAAGCCAAGACGAAGGUGGACGUGACACCGAGAAUGGAGGACUUGAUGGUCUUGUAGAGAAAGGGAUGACAGGAGGACGACAAUCCUGGGAAGGAAAAGGGGGUGAGGUGGUGAAACCAGCAGCCAUUGUGGUUGGAAGGCAGAGGGUAGAUCGACCAAUGAGGCCUGGCAACCUGGGCACCCGGGGCAUCCCUUACAUGACCAAUCAAGUCCCACCUCAUCAUCAUGCUGCCAAGCAGCAGCAACAUCAUCUAGCAGCAAAGAGACGAGCCCUCAUGGAGCGCAGCAUGACCACUAUGGCCCCGCUGGAGGACACGUUCCUGACCAUGAUGGUGUUCCGUAUAGGAAUUCCUGACAUCAAACAAACAAGGUGUCUGCAGUUUGACCCGGACUGCACCGUGUGGAGUGCCAAGCAGCAGAUCAUCUGCUCCCUCAGCGAGUCCUUGUGGGACGCCUACAACUACGGCCUUUUCCAACCGGCUGGAGAAGGAGCGGACGCCAAGUUCCUGGAGGAGGAGCGACCCCUCCGAGAUUACGCGCGGCCCCUUGAGAAAGGGGUGCCCUACUUGGAGUUUAGGUACAAAACCAGAGUCUAUAAACAAACCAAUCUGGAUGAAAAGGCUCUCACUAAACUCAGCUCAAAGGUCAGUCAAAAGAAGUUUCUGGAUUACAUCCAGACUGGAUCAAUAGACAAAAUGGCAAAAGUCCUCGAUAAAGGUCUUGAUCCAAAUUUUCAUGACCUUGACAUCGGAGAGACCCCACUCUCUGUGGCAAUGCAGUCUGGUUUGUCGGUGGAGGGCAUUAGGCUGCUGAUCCUGGGCGGUGCUCACAUCGACUUCAGAAGCAGAGAUGGGCUGACAGCAGUGCACAAAGCUGUCAGAGCUCAAAACCAUGCUGGGCUGCUGGCUCUUUUGUCCCUCGGAGCAUCUCCAGACUACAAAGACCGCUGUGGCCUGACCCCGCUGUACCACACCGUGCUAACAGGGGGGGACACUUCCUGUUGUGAAACCUUGCUUUAUUACAGGGCAAAGUUGGGGACAAGGGAUGAGAAUGGCUGGGAUGAAUCCCAUCAGAACAGGGAUGAAGAUGAGUUUGGAAUGGAAGAAAUACAUAAGGCCUGCCAGAAUGGUUUUGCACAACACUUGGAGCAUCUGCUCUUUUAUGGGGCAGACACCGCUUCUCAAAAUGCCUCAGGGAACACUGCACUUCACAUUUCAGCCCUCUACAAUAAGGAAAGCUGUGUCCGGGUUCUUCUGUAUAGGGGAGCAAAUAAAGAGGCUAAGAAUAAGCACGGUCAGACUCCUUUUCAGGUAGCUGUGAUGGCUGGUCAUUUUGAACUUGGGGAGAUCAUCAAAAACCACAAGGAUUCUGACAUAGUGCCCUUUUUAGAGUCACCAAAGUUUGUUCCUGUGCGCCAAGAGAGUGCCCACACCCUUCCUCUCCCUUCUCUAAAUUCCCACCCCCUGCUGCGUGCAAAUAGUGAUAACACCAUGACCCAGUCUGAUCCUCUGGCCCUGCCCAUCAAAGCUGCAACCAAUCCCAACCCAGGACAGGGCCAGCGCAGGGCCUCUGUUGGCAUGAGAAGCUCCAGCAGCCCCAGAUCUCGCACACGUUCCCCAUCCAGAGGGAGAGGAGGGCAGAGUGACACAGAGGAGAGGCACCGGCAGCCGAGAGGAAGACAGAGUGCAACCUCAGCAAACAGCGGAGGAGGUCAGAUGAAGCGUAUGUACAGCGCAGUGCCAGGACGGGUGUAUGUGGCCACUCGGGCCCACUCUGCUAGUGGAGACAGGGAGCUCUCGCUAAGCAAAGGGGACAAAGUUAAAGUGUUAAGUGUUGGCGAGGGGGGAUACUGGGAGGGAACGGUGAAAGGACGCACCGGCUGGUUUCCUUCAGAUUGCGUUCAAGAGGUGGCAGUUCCCAACAAAGACAAAGAGAUGCGUAGGGAGAAAACCAAGAGGAAGCUGUUCCGUAACGUCACCGUUGGCGCUUAUGAUGGCACAGAUGGUCCAAGUGACUACAUCAUUAAGGAGAAGACAGUGCUCCUACAGAAGAAAGACAAUGAAGGCUUUGGCUUUGUACUUAGAGGAGCCAAAGCUCAGACUCCCAUAGAGGAGUUCACUCCAACGCCAGCAUUUCCUGCACUGCAGUACCUGGAAUCUGUUGAUGAGGGGGGUGUGGCGUGGAGGGCAGGCCUGAGGAUGGGGGAUUUCCUCAUAGAGGUGAAUGGCCAGAAUGUCGUGAAGGUUGGUCAUCGGCAGGUGGUAAACAUGAUCCGACAGGGCGGAAACAGUCUCAUGGUGAAAGUUGUGAUGGUCGCUCGAAACCCUGAACUGGAGGAUACUACUCGGAAGAGAGCCCCGCAGCAGACUAAAAGACUGACUCCCCCUGCCAUUGCCCUGCGCUCCAAGUCAAUGACAUCAGAGCUAGAAGACAUGGUGGAGAAAGCUGCCUCUCCGUGGAAGAAGAAAGGAGACUACGAUUCCUCUCAGGGUCCUGAUAAGAAGAGGACAGUCUAUCAGAUGGCGUUAAAUAAACUGGAUGAAAUAUUGGCUGCUGCCCAACACACUAUUACAUCAGACAACCAGGGCCAGAGAGGUCAUGGAGGCAAGAGGGACCGGAGCAAGAGUAUUGUUCCCAACAUCCCCACUGAGCAACCCUAUGAGCAGCAGUCAUCAGUAAACAUUGCACAGACUGGACAAGGUUUUGGCUACAACCAGGCUCAUUUUCAACCAGGACAUGGGCCUCAACACCCAGCGAUGAUGCGCCAAAAAUCUAUCGGUGUAACUGAGGAGGAGCGGCAGUACCUCCAUCCACCUGCUAUGAAGUUGGCUCGCAGUUUAUCAGUGCCAGGACCAGAAGACAUCCCCCCACCGCCUAACACAUCUGCACCAGAGCCGCCUUUAUCCGCAGGUCCUCAUCCUGUAAGAGGGCCGGCUAUGCCAAUCCCACCCGUACCGCAAGGCCACUACCAGCCCCAAUCUCAGCCAGGUCAUCCUACUCAAUCUGGCUGGGAGAGGGGUGGACCUGGUGGGAUAAGCCAACAGGUCAUGGUUCCUACCCUCCGCAGGCAAUCCGAAGGAGUGUGCGUCAGAGAGCCAGAGGUGCCUCGAAGAGGUGGUGGCAAGAUGGGAGGGUUAAGGAGAGGCUACAGUAGUGCCACACCACCAACAAGUGCUAAGCCUAAGGCUCAACAGACACAGCAACAUCCCUCACAUGUUUCCAACCGGGAACAGAGUGGAGCGGUUAGCAGAGGAGUGGCAAGGAGAGGUGGUCGGGGGGCUUUAAUGAAGCAAUCAAAAGUGGAAGAUGGACUCAGACAUCGAGGAAAAGGAGGUGUGGCCAAAGAGAAGAGCUCUAUCCCCAUCCCCACUAUCAUUGUCAAAGCGCCCUCCACUAGCAGCAGUGGUCGAAGCAGUCAGGGUAGCAGCAUGGAAGCUGAGCCCUCCCAGGAUGCAGAAAACCAAACAUCUGGAAAUGCAGCCCCAGAAAUCCCCAAUACAAGCCUACCCUCACCACUCACCCCUUUGCCAACUCAGCCCCCUACCUCCACUUCCUUACCUUCAUCAAAUGUUUCAGUCUCUGUUUCUUCACAGCAAAACCUGGAAAACCUGGACCACAUUUCAACAUUUGGUACAGCAACAGGAGGAGUAGGAGCACGCAGGGAAAGAGAACGUUUCAGAGAUAUGAGGAGAAAGAGUGCUUCCUUCUUCCUCUCGUCUGAGGAGGACAUCCAAGGAGAGGCAGGAGGUGGACUAAGAGAUGAAGGAGGAAUACCAGGAGUACAGAUUCAGCCUUUACAAGGCUUGCAUAUGGAAGUGCCCACCCCUCGACUUCGGCCCUCCAAGUCUAUAGAUGAGGGCAUGUUUUCCGCUGACAACUAUGUGAACUAUUCGAGUAGCAUGCCCCCAGCUUUUGGCCUGCCUGAAUAUUCUUCUCCCAUUCUUGGUCUGGACGGCCAGCCCAAGUCAGCUCCCUCAGUGUAUGGCAUCCAGCCUACUACUACUUUCAUUCAUCCACUUACAGGAAAAGUUCUGGACCCUUCAUCUCCACUUGGCUUGGCCCUGGCUGCAAGAGAACGGGCCCUAAAGGAUGACCGCAGGACACGCCGAGAGGAAAGACACUUUGGUCGGCAACUGUCCACAGUUGGAGCCUUUCCUACACCAGUUCAGACCCCAACACCUUCACUUUUUGCAACCCCAACACAAUCAGCGUACACUUCCCCAGUAUCUCUGCACCUAAGCUCCCCUACUGCCACCACCUCACCUGCAUCUCUGAGCCGGCCACAGUCACCAAGAAUAUUACGUUUGGGUGGGGGAGGCGGGGAAAGAAUGGAGAGAGAAAAGGAGGGGGGAUCGAAAGAGGGUCUCAGAGUUCGCUUCUCUGAGGACAGAACCAGUCAGUUUUCAACCCAUUAUUAUCCGCAGAGCAGCAGGGAGAGAGAAAAAGAGGUGUAUGACAGCAGAACUGCUCCACCCAUUCAGCCUCCUCCCCCGCCAGCUCAACCAGCCCCCCGUAGACCUUCCUAUUUGCACAUGGAAAACACUCACAAUACCAGUUAUAUUCCUCAGUACACUGUCCCUACAGCCCCAUCACAGGCAAAUGACAAUAUUGGAGAAGCAAGAGCUGGGGCAGGUGGAGGCCUAGGAUUAAUGGUUUUACCUCCACCAGCCCCUUCAAUAGAUAUAGAUGAAGAAUUUGUCUUUGCAGAUCCCUUGCCCCCUCCUCUACAGUUUGCAAAUGGUAAAAAUGAGAGAGGCCAGGAGUUUCAUCAGCACCACCAUCACCAGAGUCAACACUCUUCUUCUGUUGCUCCACCUCCCCCACCCCCACUUCCAUCUUCCAAACCCCCAAAUGUUCCUCACUGCUCUUCACAGGGCUGCGACUCUGCUGCCUCUAGCCUCACGUCAUAUGAUAGUGAGGUGGCCAACCUCACACAGUCAGCUCUCUCUCCAUCAUAUCCAUCCCCACAGAUAUUUCCCUCCUCUUCUACGACCUCCACCUCCACCAAUUCAAAUGCUACUCUGCCUGCCAUGUCACUGCACAGGCCCCAGCCCUUGUCCCAUUCUCACCCCUAUUACAUAAGCUCUAAUGAUCCCUCAAUAGGUAUUCACACUUCAGCACAGGACAGAGGUGCCACCGCCCUCACCACCACUAUGACCUAUGCUACCACCACCAUGACAGCAACUGCUGCAGCCACAACCACCACAACUUCUCCACCAUCCUCUGAUUACAGUAUGACCAUGCCUAAGGCUGGCUUUGGCACAGGGGGGAAAGCUACUGAUCAGACUCAUCACAGUACAGUUUUACCCAAGGGUGGAGAAUGGCAAGAUGGUGUGGUGGAUUCUGGGAUUGAGGAGCUGGAUAGUCAUAGCAGUAGUGAUCAUCAUUUAGAAAUACUGGGGCUGAGUGGGUUGAAAGGAGAAAGAGGAGGAGUAGGGGGAGAUGGGCGAGGAGGAAAAGGAGAGAAAGACUUUGAACACCAGGAUUCUUGCACAGCCUACUCGGGAGGGCAAACUUUUGAGGUGCACAACACCAGAGUGGUAAAUCCUGUGUUUCCAAAGAUGAGUCAUUACAAAGAAGGGGGGGGGAGGGCCCCACCUAUAGCGUUACGUAGACAGAGCAGCACCAACCCUGCUCCUUUGCAACUACAAAGACAAAAUAACCCAGAAGAUGUUGGUUUUGGUGGAACUCUUGUAGAUGAGAACAAGCACAACCAGAGUCGAUCCAAAGUUGAAGAUGGGUUUAGCUCCACUCUGGCUGCCUGCUUUGAGAGGCCCAUAGAGCGAUCAAUGGUAUGGACGGAGAUUGGGGAACAUGAUCAAGGUGCAGUUCAAAGGGGGGGCAUCGUUUUGGAAAACAGAAGACUUAAUUCACCUCUUUCCGGUGUGAAAGCCAGCAUCAUCAAUGAGCUAAGUUCCAAGCUGCAACAGAUGAGUAGCAUGAAGAGCAUGGAUGACUGGAGCCGUGCUCCAAAGUCACCCACCAUGCAUAGGUAUUCUGCAGAUUACACUGAUGCAUUUCACAGCCCUCCCACUGGCCGCUCCACCUCUCCACUGCCGACCUCCUCCCCACAGCAUCAUCCGAUUCUGACACCCAACAUCUCGGCCUCCCCCUCCGUCUCACCUUCUUCUCAAGUCCCAGUUCAACGCAACUGGACCCGAUCACCUUCUCCACAGAUGCCUACAUCCCCAGUGCUCGCUCAUCCUCCCCAUUCUCCAACUUACUGCCCAUACCCAACAUCACCUAAGCACAGGUCCAAGAUGCGCAGACAGACUUUUGAUUUUCAAUGCAGUCCCACUAAAGAGAAGCGGUCUUUGGUCGGCAGGCGAAGGGCUCCCAGCCCUCUCAUUUAUAAUACAGAACAGUCCAACCCCACCCCUCCUAGACCUUCUUCUCUUCCUAUCCUUCCCUCUACACCUGUCUACAACAGUCCCUUUGAGUUUCCUUCUCACUUCACUCCUCCAUCUCCUGGCCUCCCUUUAGGAGACACGUACCAGGCUUCAACUCCUCCACUAUUCUCUCCGUCUGGUGUCCCAAGUUCAAACCCCCUGCUUGUCUCACGCUCUCUUUCCCCCAAUCCUUUUCUCUCUGGAGCCUCGUCCCCCAUGCAUUUACCACCCAGCCCUUCGUGUCUCAACUAUCCCCACCUCAACGCUCCUCCACCAGCUAAACCAUUUGCCAUCAAACCUCUACCCUACUGGACCAAGUACGAUGUGGCCGACUGGUUGGUUUAUCUAAAUCUCGGAGAACACAGAGAACGUUUUAUAGAUAAUGAAAUAGAUGGAUCUCAUCUGCCUUCACUUACUAAGGAUGACUUCUUGGACCUGGGAGUGACACGUGUAGGACAUCGAAUGAACAUCGAGCGGGCACUCAAGAAACUCACUGACAGGCGUCUCUCCUCUCCUUUGCAUGUCACUACUUCUCCCUGAGACCCAGACUGAAAGAAUGAAGGGGGGUGAUACAAAGAUGAAAGAAAGGGAGGAAAAAAAUGACAAAGAUGAACAUUUACAGAAGAUUUGCAAGAAAAGAACAGUGGAUAUCAGCAUGUUGUUGUGUAACUAAAAUUAAGAGGUAGAUAUGUGGGGGAACACAUUCACUUGGAAGUUUGUUUUAUGUGUAGAUUACUUUGGUGAAAUUUUGUGGAAUGGUGUGAUGAAAGUUUUAAUUUCUUAGAUGAUGCUCUUCAGCUGAAAAUAUAAUUUAGAAAACUUUUGAUAGACAAGCGUUGAAUUAAUGCACUGUUUUGUGCUGUAAAAGCAUAAACACGCAUCCACAUUUGCACUCAUGUUUUCAUGGAUACUGACAGAUGGAUUCUCACACCAUCUGCUGCUUAGCAGCAAGGACAAAACUUCAGCCUAAGUUUAAAGGAGAUCUGAUUGAUGCUCAAGCCCAAUUAGAUGUUAUUUACAGGUAAAAGAAGGACAUGAAGGCCACAUCAUAACCUCAGUUUUGUAGCUUUAAGCUGAUCAGAGUGUCAAAUGGCUGUGAGUACUGGAAGUUAGAUUGAGGCUGUGACUGAAAUGGUCUGUUUGUAAAUGAUGAUAGAAACAAAGUGAUAGACAACAAUAGUACUGUUUUUAUGUAUUUGCUGUAUUCCCUCAAAGGAUGCCCCCAAUAAGCUUUGUAUGUUUGUACUUUGCGAGCGCUCAAUAUAUCUUACAUGUUUAACUGGUUACACUAUUAGUAGGACCAUUUGUUUUGUACUAAGUGCUGAUAGCAAUCAUUGAUAUCAAACUGGUCAGGGUAUUUAUAACUGUUGAAAUCACGUUGUGAAUAAUGACAGAACACAGAUAUUGACAAAAUCUUGUCGUGAAAUGAACCCCCACCCCCCGAUUAUAAUGCAUAAAAGCAAAGAGGAAAUAUUGGAGCAAAAUUGCAAGAUAGCAAGUCAUUUUGCAGCAUCUUUAGUAAGAAUUUAUUGCUGUUUGUGGUCAUAGUGCAGGUCGAGGGACGCGUCCCCCCUCUUUAAGGCCUUAAUAUUGACCUCUCUUUUUCACAUAACAGGUUCAGUGAUCAACAAGGGCUUUUUACUGCUUCUCUGUCUGCCUGAAUUCCUCAACCUCCUGCCUCUGUGAGUCACCAUGUUUGAUUACGUGCGUGUGGUUUUGUAGCUUGCGUUGGUAGCUAAAUGCUCCCCCUGACCUAAAAUUUUCUCUCUAAUGGCUUUUGCAAAAAUUUAUGCUGCUCAGAAAAUAGUUUAGUUGGUUUAUUUUUUGUUUGUUUGUUUUGUUUUUCUCACCAGCUGACAAUCCCAUUGUUCCACACAUUAACCCAUUAAAAGGAAUGCCCUGACCCACUUAAAAAUCAACUUUUUCUAUUAUAACCUUAAAAUACUGUAUCUGUUACAUAUAGAUGAACAUAAAUUUAUUUUAACAUAUCAGUGCAGCCAUUCCCUGCAGUGAAUUCAUCCGUGGGACAAGAAAUAUAUAUCAUUUAUAGUUCUGUAUGUAAUGAAGAUGAUAAUAAUGAUAACACAAAUAUAACAUAAUAAACAUUAUAUUAUUCAGUAUGUAAACACUUUUAAGAAUCUCUGUCUUCCAACUAGUGUGGGCAAAUUCUUUAAUGCUUUGUUUUGUUUUACAUUUUAAUUUUGGGUUUUCUGUAAAUGCUUUCUAUACUGCUCGGCUCGUGGUGACCCAAGUGAAGUUGACAUGCUAGUUUAUGGACAUUUUUCUUAUGUGAGUAUCAAACUAUGACUCUGUGUGCUCAUGUUGAGUUGCCUCAAUGCUUUUUAUUGAUGGACACAAAUCUGAGAGGUGAAUGAACUGAGCAGUAGUGUAGAAAGCAUUACAUACUAUAAAUUCAAAGAGUAUUUUAGGUCUAGUGAAAUGCAUUAUAAAUAUGGCAACAUAAAGUAUGAGCCUAAGUAUGAAGAGAUUAAAGGUUUAUAUAUAUACAUAUAUAUAAAUGAAUAUAUAUAAAUAUAUGUAUAUAUACAUAUAAUUUUGUUUUGAAUAAAAUGCAGUAAAUACUGAUAAUAUGA
Cololabis saira (Pacific saury) is the source of this 9071-nucleotide messenger RNA. Its product is annotated as SH3 and multiple ankyrin repeat domains protein 1-like. The record is from RefSeq and is a predicted model, not a curated record. The transcript is spliced from 27 exons. Gene Ontology annotation, molecular function: synaptic receptor adaptor activity; ionotropic glutamate receptor binding. Lineage: Eukaryota; Metazoa; Chordata; Actinopteri; Beloniformes; Belonidae. Bases 1 to 7017 code for a protein of 2338 amino acids. Gene Ontology annotation, cellular component: postsynaptic membrane; dendritic spine; postsynaptic density.